GCAAGACAGAGUAGAGAACCUAAAGAGCUGCUUCUGUUACCUUCUCUCUCUCCCCCAUUUCUCUUACAAACCCUAGCUUUCUCCGUCUCUCUCUCUCUCUCUCUAAAUUUCUAUGAAUCAAUUUCUUCACCAGAACCUCGAUCCCUCUCGCCUCCGAUACCAAAGAAACCACUAGCCUCAGCAUCCUUCAUCUUCGCCAUCUUCCCACGAAUCUGCAACAAAAAAAUUCUAGGGUUUUACACGGAAUUUUCCCCAAUUGCUAUGCACGCACUCUGAGCUUUGAGACCCUCAGUUUCCUCUUCCAUAAGAAUCGGAGACUCUGUGUAUUGUUAAGGUUUGGGCGUGGAACAUGUAUAGGGAUCGUGGUGGUGGUGGUGGUGGGUCUUCGAAAUCGGAGAUUGUCGGUGGUCCGCUCGAUCGGAAGCGUAUCAACGAUGCUCUUGAUAAGCAUCUUGAGAAAUCUUCGCCUUCGACAUCCAGAGCUUUGAGCGGUAAGGACAAAGAGAGACUUUCCAUACCGUCUACUUCCACCGGUAAAUCACAGCUCGAUCACCGCGACUCUCGCUCCGCCGCUGCCGCCGCCGCGUCUCUAUGCAAGAAUAAAUGCUCCGAUGCAGAGGAAUCUGAGACAGAUAGUGAAGAGUCUGAUGUCAGUGGUUCUGAUGGGGAUGACACAUCUUGGAUUUCAUGGUUCUGCAAUCUGAGAGGCAAUGAAUUUUUUUGCGAAGUUGAUGAUGAAUACAUCCAAGAUGAUUUUAAUCUUUGUGGUCUGAGCAGUCAAGUUCCAUAUUAUGAUUAUGCACUUGAUCUUAUUUUGGACGUUGAAUCGUCUCAUGGUGAUAUGUUUACCGAGGAGCAGAAUGAGUUGGUUGAAUCAGCUGCAGAGAUGCUGUAUGGUCUUAUUCAUGUUCGAUACAUACUGACUAGCAAAGGAAUGUCUGCAAUGCUGGAGAAGUACAAAAAUUAUGACUUUGGGAGAUGCCCAAGGGUUUACUGCUGUGGACAGCCCUGCCUUCCAGUUGGCCAAUCGGACAUUCCUCGAUCCAGCACCGUAAAAAUAUAUUGCCCCAAAUGUGAAGAUAUAUAUUAUCCUCGAUCCAAGUACCAAGGCAACAUUGAUGGAGCUUAUUUCGGAACCACGUUUCCUCACUUGUUUUUGAUGACAUAUGGGCACCUCAAGCCACAAAAGGCAGCGCAGAGUUAUGUACCGAGAGUUUUCGGCUUCAAGAUACAUAAGCCUUGAGAAAGAGUUGUGCAAGUUUGGAUUUGCAUCCAGAAUCUUUGGUAGCCCAUCGGUGGCUGAUCACGUCUCUCACCAAGAGCCUUGUUGAGAUAGAAAUUGGCUGACAAGUGAGGUAAAAAUGCAGUAAUUGAUAAAAGAACUACAAUUGAUGCACCAAGGAAAAUGUUUAAAGUGCGAAUUGGCCUAUUAGCAGAGCCCAAAAAAAAAAAAAAAAAAAAAACUAUUUUAUUUGUGAGAUUAACAGAGCGUUUGUAAUUCUUCUUCUUCUUUCACUUUUGGGUUGAGAUUGUAUGAGGUGCUUUGUAUUUGUAGCUCAUAAUUUUUCUAUUCGUUUUGUUCUGUCUACUUUAUGCACCCCGGGGCAAUGCCUGACAAAGUUUGAACUAAAAAAUUCAAUGAAAUGAAAUGGGAGGAAACAAUUGAAGAUUAA
Ziziphus jujuba (common jujube) is the source of this 1673-nucleotide messenger RNA. Its product is annotated as putative casein kinase II subunit beta-4. Gene Ontology annotation, cellular component: protein kinase CK2 complex; cytoplasm. NCBI's taxonomy places the organism in Eukaryota, Viridiplantae, Streptophyta, Magnoliopsida, Rosales, Rhamnaceae. Gene Ontology annotation, molecular function: protein kinase regulator activity. The record is from RefSeq and is a predicted model, not a curated record. The coding region runs from base 350 to 1243 and encodes 297 amino acids. The transcript is spliced from 5 exons.